Messenger RNA from Lontra canadensis (Northern American river otter), 1574 nucleotides. RefSeq names its product solute carrier family 52 member 2 (gene SLC52A2). Gene Ontology annotation, biological process: riboflavin transport. The transcript is spliced from 5 exons. Lineage: Eukaryota; Metazoa; Chordata; Mammalia; Carnivora; Mustelidae. The record is from RefSeq and is a predicted model, not a curated record. Gene Ontology annotation, molecular function: riboflavin transmembrane transporter activity. Gene Ontology annotation, cellular component: plasma membrane. Bases 206 to 1540 code for a protein of 444 amino acids.
GUGGCGCCUUACCGGUGCGCUGUCCCGGAGUCCGUGUCCGUUUCGGGGUGAGGGUGGUGGUCUCACCAGCUCAGACCCGAAGGUGGAGGCCGUUUUUCCUCGUUUUCCUCUGGGGUCGUGGUUCCUUGGGCCCGGCGUGCCGUCCGGUGGGGAAGAGGAGCGGGCGUGACCCUGGCCUGUUCUGAAGGGCCCAGCCUUGCGCUGAAUGGCAGCACCCCCACUGGGCCGUCUGGUGUGGACCCACCUGCUGGUAGCCCUCUUUGGCAUGGGCUCCUGGGCUGCCAUCAACGGGAUCUGGGUGGAGCUGCCCGUCGUGGUGAAGGACCUUCCGGAGGGUUGGAGUCUCCCGUCAUACCUCUCUGUGCUUGUGGCGGUGGGGAACCUGGGUCUGUUGGUGGUGACCUUGUGGAGGCGGCUGGCCCCGGGCAAGAGCGAGCGGGCUCCCAUCCAGGUGGUCCAGGCACUGAGCAUAGCGGGCACAGCCCUGCUGGCCCCCCUGUGGCACCAUGUGGCCCCAGUCACAGGGCAGCUCCACUCCGUGGCCUUCCUAACGCUGGCCUUGGUGCUGGCACUGGCAUGCUGUGCCUCUAACGUCACUUUCCUGCCCUUCUUGAGCCACCUACCACCUCCCUUCUUGCGCUCCUUCUUCCUGGGUCAGGGCCUCAGUGCCCUGCUGCCCUGCGUGCUGGCCCUUGUGCAGGGCGUAGGCCACCUUGAAUGUUUGCCAUCUCCCACCAAUGGCACCCUUCGGCUCCCCCACGACUUCCCAGAGCGUUUUCCCGCCAGCACCUUUUUCUGGGUGCUGACCGCUCUUCUGGUCACUUCGGCCGCCGCCUUCCAGGGUCUCCUGCUGUUACUGCCAACCCCGCCAUCUGCACCCACAGGGGGUCCGGGGUCUGGCCUGCGGGCGAGAGCCCCAGCGGUGGAGGAGGAGGAAGAGGCCUCACCACUGCAGGAAUCACUGAACCGAGCAGCACGCGCCCCUCCCAGCCCAGAUGCUGAGACUCAGCGGCUGCUCUCUGUCCAAGGAGCCUGCCUGUUGGGCCUGCUGGCCAUCACCAACGCGCUGACCAAUGGUGUGUUGCCUGCGGUGCAGAGCUUUUCCUGCUUGCCCUAUGGCCGUCUGGCCUACCACCUGGCUGUGGUGCUAGGCAGCACUGCCAACCCCCUCGCCUGCUUUCUGGCCAUGGGCGUGCUCUGCAGGUCUCUGGCAGGGCUGGGUGGUCUCUCUCUGCUGGGCAUGCUCUUUGGGGCCUACCUGAUGGCACUGGCAGUCCUGAGCCCUUGCCCACCCCUGGUGGGUACCUCUGCAGGAGUGGUCCUUGUGGUGCUGUCAUGGGUGCUGUGCUUGGGUGUGUUCUCCUACGUGAAGGUGGCUGCCAGCUCCCUGUUGCACAGUGGCGGCCGGCCAGCAUUGCUGGCAGCUGGCGUGGCCAUCCAGGUGGGCUCCCUGCUCGGGGCUGUUGCCAUGUUCCCUCCCACCAGCAUCUAUCAUGUGUUCCGAAGCGGGAAGGACUGUGUGGACCAGUGUAGCUCCUAAGCCUGGGCAGAUGGAGGACGUGAUGUCAGACUGA